Molecule: messenger RNA, 1846 nt
Organism: Postia placenta MAD-698-R-SB12
Lineage: Eukaryota; Fungi; Basidiomycota; Agaricomycetes; Polyporales; Adustoporiaceae
Exons: 9
Coding region: 1-1767 (588 amino acids)
Biological process (GO): peptidyl-arginine methylation
Cellular component (GO): nucleus
Molecular function (GO): protein-arginine N-methyltransferase activity
Source: RefSeq, a predicted model, not a curated record
AUGGCCAGUCUUAAAUUCGCAGCAGAGGAUUUGCAUCUCUCAGCUUCAGAAUCUGACCGCUCAUCCUCGUCUGAUGAUGAAGAUCUUACUUGGGACGACUGGGUGUCCGACGGCGUCGAGGAUCGCCCGUGCACGUCCCUGUUCGACCACGACAAGACUUUCGCGACGGUCCCCGAAGCCAUAAAUCACGACAAGCUUGUGCAUGGGAUAGACCUGGACAACGUUUGCUCGAGACUGUCUCUUGACCCCCAUCAGCGCAUCCGCCUGAUAAAUUGGAUUCGUAAAGAAAAACCCGCACCAUCACAAGUAACCAAUCUAAGGGGCGAUGAACCGUUCCUCUCCGCGGACGAGUAUCUCAUUCCAGUCUUGGAAGACGAUCCACUACUUCAAAUCCAUUCAGCGGACUGGUCAUCAUCGGAUGAAUCCGAAGACGAGUCCAGCGCCCCCACCGAUUUGGCUGGUGCAACCCGCCGCAUCCGGGCACUCGAAAAAAAGUUGCAGAAGUCGAAGAAUGAUCUGGCAGAUUACCGGGCGUUUGUGAGUGAGCGCCUGCAGCGCACGGAACUGGGAGACGCGCUCGCCGAGCCUGCAUCGUCUUCGUCCGGCCAUCUCGCACCACCGCUGCGCGAUGACGACUCGCACUACUUCCAGAGCUACGGCGAGAAUGACAUCCACUCGGUCAUGAUCCAGGACAAGGUUCGCACUGCAACAUAUGCAAAGUUCAUCCUCGAAAGCGCGGAGCUAUUCAGGGAUGCUAUUGUCCUCGAUGUGGGAUGUGGCACAGGCAUUCUGUCGCUCUUUGCAGCAAAAGCGGGCGCUAAGCGCGUCUUUGCGGUCGAUGCGAGUAACAUCGCAGAAAAAGCCCGGCAGAUUGUCAAGGACAACAAGCUCGAUGACGUCAUAACUGUCAUCCGCGGCAAGGUGGAGGAGAUAAUGUUGCCAGACGACAUCACACAAGUUGACAUCAUCGUGUCGGAAUGGAUGGGCUAUGCGCUGUUGUACGAGUCAAUGCUUGAUUCGGUGCUGCACGCGCGUGAUCGCUUCCUUCGGCCUGAUGGUGUCAUGGCUCCGAGCGAGUGUAAGAUGAUGCUAGGGCUUUGCGAGGGUAGCGAGAUCUUCAAGGAGCGAGUGGGCUUCUGGAGUGAUAUUUACGGCUUUGAUCUCACGGCGAUGGCACAUGAUGUGUACAGUGAGGCGAUUGUGGACGUCGUGGGCCCAGAGACGAUGGUCAGCGAGCCGUAUUCAGUCAAGGACCUCCACCUUGCAACGAUCACCCCAAAGCAACUCGACUUCUCUGCGCCUUUCAUUCUCACCUCGACAGCCGAGCGGCGAACAAAAGUCCACGCACUUGUCCUCUACUUCGACGUGUUCUUUGCAGAGGACGGGCAGUCCAUCCCACCAGGGACGGAGGUGUACGUUGCACGCGAGGGCGAUCCAAUCCUCGCGGAGGUGUGGCCGCUGGGUGGGCGGCCCCACGCGUCGCGGAGGCUGAGCUCGGGCGAGGGUCUAAAGGCAAAGAUCAAGCCCAAGGUGACGAGCUUCUGCACAGGCCCGGCGUCGGUGCCGACACACUGGAAGCAGACGAUAUUCCUGCUGCGAGAUCCAAUCACAGUGCAUGAAGGCACAAUCGUACAGGGAACAUUUAAAUGUCACAAGAGCCCGGACAACUCUCGAGAGCUGGAUGUUGAAAUCCACUAUGUCGUCAAGGACCCGUCGGAGGAGGUGACAGCGAAGGACGUUGUUGUACAGAUAUUCAAGGUGCGAUAGUGAGUGCAGGCUGUGAAGAAGUCAAGCAUGUGUGUAUCCAAAGCAUGAAUGUAUCCAAAGCAUGAACUGCUAGCAUAUC